Molecule: messenger RNA, 930 nt
Organism: Pyrenophora tritici-repentis Pt-1C-BFP
Lineage: Eukaryota; Fungi; Ascomycota; Dothideomycetes; Pleosporales; Pleosporaceae
Product: Far-17a-AIG1 domain containing protein
Cellular component (GO): membrane
Source: RefSeq, a predicted model, not a curated record
AUGUUCACAUACAAAGCCUGGGGCAUACCAAACACUGGAUUCGAUCCAUCCUACUCAUUCGUUCGCUCGCACUUUGUAUCGCCAGUCGUACUCGCCUGCAUUCGCGCCCUGCUAAGCAUAUACUGUUUCGCAACCAUCAUCAUAUCUUACAGCUGGCUGGCGCACAAGACGGCUGUCUUCAAACUCAAAGACGUCAACAUCGGCUCGUACAGCGUCCAACACAGCAAUGCGGCAAUUGGACAGUCUUUCAGCUUCUUCACGUACCUCACCUUCUGGUCACUGGGCUUCUAUUUUAUGAUAUCGAGCGUACACACCUUCAUGUAUGCGUUUCGGAAAAGGACGUGGCUGUACAACUGGCCCAAGGCAUUACAGUUACUGCACAGCAUGUACUACUCCACUAUGACGUCACUGCCUUUUCUGGUAACCAUCGUUUUUUGGGGUACGAUGAACUCUGGAUGGCCGCCUGGACGCUUCGAACAAUGGCACAAUCUUUCCGUUCAUGCCCUCAACAGCGUCUUCGCUGCUGCGGAAAUCACCCUUUCCGCUACUGAGCCUCUGCCAUGGAACCACCUUUCCAUCGUACUCGGGAUUCUAUCAAUGUACCUCGGACUUGCGUACCUUACUCAGUAUGCGCAGGGAUUUUAUGUUUAUGAAUGGAUGAACCCAGCGCAUGGAAAUGUGUCUAUCAUCCUUCAUGUGCUUGGAUAUGCGGGUGGCAUGAUUGUUUUGUUUGCGAUAGCCAGGUACGCUAUAGUACUGAGGAACAUGCUGGCGGGGAGGAUACAGGAGAGCAAGGAUGAAAUACUCAGCGAGAAGCUGUAUCAGGUUAGUGCAGGGUCGGAAAACUCCUGGACGACAAAGAUUGGGGUCGUAAAGCCAACGCCCAUGCGGGUGCGGAAGAAGGCAGAUUUUGACGAGUAUCAAGUCUGA